Messenger RNA from Etheostoma cragini (Arkansas darter), 2567 nucleotides. Its product is annotated as RNA-binding protein Nova-1-like. Gene Ontology annotation, cellular component: nucleus; cytoplasm. Gene Ontology annotation, molecular function: mRNA binding. The coding region runs from base 842 to 2401 and encodes 519 amino acids. The transcript is spliced from 5 exons. Gene Ontology annotation, biological process: regulation of alternative mRNA splicing, via spliceosome; mRNA splicing, via spliceosome. The record is from RefSeq and is a predicted model, not a curated record. NCBI's taxonomy places the organism in Eukaryota, Metazoa, Chordata, Actinopteri, Perciformes, Percidae.
GCGAGGGCCUGUGACGUCGGCCGCUCCCCUGCGCUCCCUCUAGCAGCCAGUCAGAGAAGGGAUGCUCUGAACGCAAGACUGCAGCAUCUUCACCGAGAGAACGAGCAGGAAAAACCCCGUCUCUUUCUCUGUGUUCCUCCAACUCCGCGAGUCCGGACCCUCUUCACCCACCCCGUCACCCCUGGGUGUAUUCAUGAUCGGAGCCAGAACCGGAUAAGAGCAAAGAAAUUGUAUCUAAUAAUAGCCUACAAAUAACGCAUCGGAUUUCUUUUUUUUUAUUAUUGCUUCAACGACCCUUUUUCUUCGGUUGAUAUCGCCUCUUUGUCCUUCGGUAUUGCUGUUUUAUUUGGUUUAUUUGUUGUUCCGGUUCGCUGGCUGUUGCGGAGGAGCGCCACCAUCCUGCCAUCCUGACAUGAGCACGCUCUUUUAUCUGGUUGCAGCGGAAUGACACACAUAUCCUAGCUCCCAUAUCAAAAGGUUGAUGGAAUAUUGACGUUCCGUUUGCACGUGUUCAGUAUAGCCUAGACCAAUCUCCAUCUGCAGAGGUUUCGGAUUUUUUUUCCGCUCUCCGACUCGCUCAUCCGCCGCUCCAGUGUUUCUUUCUCUCUGUCCCUGCGCAGCAUCUCUGUACGCACGGCGCACUACGGAGGAACGCGCAGCUAUCCGUCUCCGUCCGUAAGAAACAGGCGUAUUUUUCUAAUUCCCAAAUCGCUAUUCGUCUUCUCCAAGGACUCAUCUGUGCGACUAAGCUGCGUGAAAGAAAAACAAAACAACAGAAAGACGGGAAAAGGGGGGAUUUUAAACGCAAACGCAGCCCAAGCAUCCAAGAGCAAGCUCGAAAAUGAUGGCCGGCGGAGCAGUACAGCAAAACGGGAUUUUUUCAAAUCCUCACCAUCAUAAUCAACAACCACACAUGGAGUCCGACCCCCCGGACUCACGUAAAAGACCCCUGGAGACCCCGACGGAGGCCAGCAGCACCAAACGCACAAACACAGGAGUGGCCUUCCUGCAGCCCCUAUUUGAAACUGAAGGCAUUGUAUUCCCUCACCAAGAAACUGAGACUCAUGAGGAAGGCGAGUACUUCCUGAAGGUUUUGAUUCCCAGCUAUGCGGCGGGUUCUAUCAUUGGCAAAGGAGGUCAGACCAUCGUCCAGCUGCAGAAAGAGACUGGAGCCACCAUCAAACUGUCCAAAUCCAAAGACUUCUAUCCCGGGACGACAGAGCGGGUGUGUCUGAUCCAGGGGACAGUGGAGGCGCUGAACGGAGUCCAUGACUUCAUCGCUGAGAAGGUGAGGGAGAUGCCUCAGAGCACCCAGAAGACAGAGCCAGUCAGCAUCCUGCAGCCACAGACCACCGUCAACCCCGACCGAAUCAAACAGGCCAAGCUGAUCGUCCCCAACAGCACGGCAGGGCUGAUCAUCGGUAAAGGUGGAGCCACAGUUAAGGCGGUGAUGGAGCAGUCCGGGGCGUGGGUCCAGCUAUCCCAAAAGCCCGAGGGCAUCAACCUGCAGGAACGCGUUGUCACCAUCAGCGGGGAGCCAGAGCAGAACCGCAAGGCCGUGGAGAUCAUAGUCCAGAAGAUCCAGGAGGAUCCUCAGAGCUCUUCCUGCCUCAACAUCUCCUACUCCAACAUCACAGGACCCGUCGCCAACUCCAACCCCACUGGCUCCCCAUACGCCAACUCCACCGAGGUAAUGCCGUCCGCGGCAGCUGCCGCAGCAGCCACGGCUUCUUCUCUGCUCGGCCAGGCCAGCUUGGCUGGAGUUGGGGCCUUCCCAACCACUAUGUCCAGCCUCUCAGGCAACGACUUGCUGGCCAUCACCUCCGCCCUCAACACCCUGGCCAGCUACGGCUACAACACCAACUCCCUGGGCCUGGGGCUGAAUCCCGCUGCAGCCUCAGGGGUGUUAGCAGCUGUGGCAGCUAACGCUAACCCGGCAGCAGCCGCGGCAGCUAAUUUGUUAGCAUCUUACGCCAGUGAUGCAUCCACCAGCGCAGGUCACCCAGCAGCAGGUCUCGGAGGCUUCUCCUUGGGAUCCCUGGCUGCCGCUACAGGGGCCACCAAUGGCUACUUAAGCGCCGCAUCGCCCCUGGUGGCGUCAUCUCUACUGGCCACGGAGAAGCUAGCAGAAGGAGCAAAGGAAGUGGUUGAGAUUGCCGUGCCAGAAAACCUGGUGGGAGCCAUCUUAGGGAAAGGUGGGAAGACGCUAGUGGAGUACCAGGAGCUGACCGGCGCCAGGAUCCAGAUCUCCAAGAAAGGCGAGUUCAUCCCUGGAACUCGGAACAGGAAGGUGACCAUCACAGGUUCCCAGGCCGCCACACAGGCUGCACAGUACCUGAUCAGCCAGCGAAUCACCUACGAGCAGGGGGUACGUGCCACCAACCCACAGAAGGUGGGCUAAACCUGACAGCCAAUGAGAAACGAGGAGGAAAAGUGGAAAAAAAAGAGUGGGGGUUUGGGGGAGGAGUAUAAAAAGUGAGAGUGAGAAUGGAAGGAGAGGAGAGCAAGAAUGUCAGAAGGAAUCGUCCGCGCCGUUUUCUUCUGCGUGUAUUCAGUAUUCUCUAUUA